Molecule: messenger RNA, 4120 nt
Organism: Zea mays
Lineage: Eukaryota; Viridiplantae; Streptophyta; Magnoliopsida; Poales; Poaceae
Exons: 3
Coding region: 2847-3467 (206 amino acids)
Source: RefSeq, a predicted model, not a curated record
AUUUACCAAAUGGUUGUUUAGCUAGAGCAGUAAACUUCAGUUAACUUUUUUUCUUUGAUAGAACAUUUGAUACAGUAAAUUUCUGUUUUAUCCAGAUCUUUUAUUUGGAAACCUCAUUAGUAAAUAUGUUGCAAAAAUGCAAAAUAUAUGCAGAAAUGUAAAGCUAGAACUCUGUCCCAUGCUUACUGCAAAUUCUGUCAGUAAUCCAGUGUCGGUCCUAAGGAGGCCCACGGAGGGGCUGCAGCAGCAGCAGCCAUGGGCCCUCCAAGGGGGAUUAGACAAGGAUAGUUAGAGAUAAGAUUAGAAGAUUAGAUCUAUUGCUUAGGGUCCAAGUUACUUGAGUCCAAGGAACCCUCUCUAUAUAAGGAGAGGGAUUGUAUCAAUUGAAGGUAAGCAAGAGAUUAGAAGGAAAUCCCUUCUCUCUUGCCGGCCGUGGCAAAGCCCUACGACCGGCCUCCCUCUACUACGCAUGAACAGUACCACACCGCCUCCACUAGCAGCACCCAACCAUCGACCCCCUCCAAUCCCUCACCAAUUCUCCAAUCCCAUCUCUAGCCAUAACAAAUGAGGAGCUGACCCCGCCUGCGGGCUACAUCGUCACCUUCGUGCCUUCCACGAGUGGGGUUCGGGGUGCCGGUGAGCCGCUUCAUGCGGGCGCUCCCGCACUACUACGGGGAGCCAAGUUUUUUUUCCACUGCCCUUCCGCUGCGUCUUUUCCUGCGCUCUUUGCCCGCAACACGCAGCCGCCACCACAUCUCCGUCGUGCGUUCGCCACAUCUAUGCCGUCGCUCACCAACACACUUCAACUAGCGCGCAUACAACCGACCCGCCAGCGCCGACGCACGAUCCCUCGCGCGUAGCCCGGCAACCCACUCUGUGCCUCCCGCGGGUUGCCUAGACCCGACCGACCGAACACGAUGUCGGGCGGUAGUGGCUUGUUCGGGCGCGCAGUCCCGUGAUAUGCGCCGGAAGACCUGUCGCUGCCCAGGCCGCGACGCAACCUCGUCGACGGCAUCACCGGCUACCUCUACUACUGGAACCCUGACACCAAUGCCACACAGUACGAGCGGCCUGCGACCGUGCCUCUGCCCUCAUGGGUCCUUGGGUUCCCGACCAGGUGUAAUUCGACGAUCUGUUUGCGUGGCUCAACGCCAACAUCAUGGCGCUCUCCAGUAGCAUGCCAGCAACAGCGGCCUAGCCGUCGCCGGCCGCUCCGGCACCUACAUCUUCGUGGGCGGCGAUACCUACUAGUUGCUUUGCGCCCUUGGGGCCGUCAUCAUCAGCUGCAUGGCUGACAAUGCCAGGGGCAACCAUAGCAGGACGGUGUACGAGCCCCUGGCGCCGACCCUCGCUGCUUCUACCAUGCCGGUUGUUAAGGCCCAUAAAGCCUAUAUAUUCUUGUCUGCCUAUAUAUAUAUGCUACAGUACCCGAGGGGGUAAUCAUCUCGCUUAAUCAAGGUUAGUGACAUGGUAACAGAGCAUGUUACGAUUAGGGUUUCUCAGAUUUUUUUAGCCGCCGUCGUCUCCUCCUGAUCGCUGUCGCGGCUUUUCUACGGUCGCCGUCGCGGUCUUCCUCCGCCGCCAUCGCGACCCUUCGGCUGGUAUCGCGGCCCUCCACCUUCCUCCCGCCCGCCGUCGCGACUGUGGGCUCAUCUUGCGCCGCCGUCGCGGCCCUCCCCGACCGCCAUCGCGGCUGCCGUGCGCCGUGCAACCUCGCAGUCGUCGCGCGUCUACCGUAGCGGCUACCGUCGCGGAUCCCGUCCAGAUCCGCGACCGCCAUCGCGGCUGCCGUGCGUGCAGAUUCGGCCGUUGCCCGUCCGCCGUUGCGGCUGCCGUCGCAGAUCCCGUCCAGAUCCGCGGCCGUCAUCGCGGCUGCCGUGCGCGCAGAUCCGACCGUCGCCCGUCCGUCGUCGCGGUCGGCUUUUCCCCUUCCCUCCUCUGCCGUCGUCGCGGUUUCCUCCAUCCCCGCGGGCGGAUCUAAGCUUCUGUGCCUGCGUCGUCCGCCGUCCGCACCUUUGGCGUCGUCCGCCUGGUGCGCCCUGCUGCCUGCUGCACGCCGCAAGGGCUGCAGAUCUAGAUCUGCGCCGCCGUCUGCUGCGCCCUUCCUCGUCGCCAUCUGCGCCGGUGGCUGCCAUUGCGUGCAGAGUCAUCAGGGCAGCAGCCGCUAUCCAACUCGGCUUCCGCGCCCAGGACCUCCGUCAACUCGUCCAACUCGGGCUGCUGUCAGCUGCGGUUCCUUUGGUUUGUUUGGUUUCCGGUCUCAUGUUCUCCCUGAUUUUCAUUAAAUUCAAUAUGACGACACAUGCUAUUGUGGUCAAUAUCACUCUUGAUGGCCAAAAUUAUCCGGAGUGGGCUUUCUGUGUUGAGACUGCACUCAGGGGACAUGGAUUACUCUUUCAUUUGACUGAUGCAGCACCUGUUCUUGCGGAUGAUCGUCGCAAUGCUGCUGAUAUCAAAACAUGGCAGCUUAAUGAUGGUAAAGUGAUGACUGCUAUGGUGAACAACGUCAAACCGUCUAUGAUUACGAGUUUGUCUAAAUUUAAAACUGCUAAAGUCAUCUUGUCUCAUUUGAAGGUGCGUUUUGUUCAGGACAGUGGUGCUCUAUUACACACUCUCAUGCAGCAGACACAUGUUAUUGAACAAAAUGAUAUGAGUAUUGAUGAGUACUACUCAGCCUUUGAUCGCCUGAUGAGUGCUUUGACAUCUAUGGUGCCUGCUUGUAUUGUUGAUCCGUGUCCGGCUCAUAAGUUUAUUGAGAAGUUCUUCACUUACAAAUUUGUUAUGGGUGUUCGGGCCGAGUUUGAUUCUCUUCGUGCUCGUUUACUUCAGGGUUCUGAACUCUCACAAUGGCUAAGGCGUUGUCUGAUUUACUUGCUGAAGAGACUCGUCUUAAUUAUCUGUCUUCUACUGGCAGUAAUACUCACAAUGUGUUGGCUGCUGCCCAGAAACCUAAGAGUGUUUUUAAGCCUUGUGAUCAUUAUGGCAAGACCAAUCAUCGAUCUGAGCUUUGCUUUGUCAAGUUCCCUGAGAAGUUGACUGAUUUCCGUGCACGACGUGCUGCUCGUGGUCCAGGACCAUCUACUAGAGGCUCAGUUGCUGUUGCUGCCACUUUGUCCGCUUGUACUUCAGAGUCGGCCCGAAUACUUGAUUCAGGAGCCUCCUUUCAUGUCACAUCUGAUCAGUCAAAGUUGGCUUCUACUACACCUGUCACAGAUGGUGCUUCAGUGCAAACAGCUGAUGGGGAAGUGAUUGGGACUAGCCGUCGCCGUAGAGCUGCUCCUCGCCUCUACAUCUUGGACUCUUUGCGGCUUCCUUCCUUGGCUACAUCUCCAGUGGGUAUCAUCUUCGUGACCGUGGCACUAUUGCAGCUCCAGAACGUUAUGGGUUUUCCCGUGCUGGUGCCGUCAUUGCUGAACCAUCAUCUUAUAAAGAGGCUUCUGGUAUACCUGAGUGGCAGCUUGCUAUGACUGAUGAAUUGAAUGCCCUUCAUCGCACAUGUACAUGGGAUGUUGUUCCGUUACCUGUUGGUGCUGUACCUAUCACGUGGGUCUUCAAGGUUAAAACCAAAUCUGAUGGGUCUAUUGAGCGAUAUAAAGCUCGUCUUGUAGCCAGAGGUUUUCAACAGACUCAGGGUCUUGACUAUGAGACUUUUGCACCUGUGGCCCAUCUGACUACUGUCUAAUCUUUACUUGCUGUUGCAGCCUCAUCUUCUUGGACUAUCUCUCAGAUGGAUGUCAAAAAUGCUUUUCUUCAUGACGAUCUACGUGAGGAAGUCUAUUUGCAUCCACCUCCUGGGAUAGAGGUUCCAUCAGGGCAUGUAUGUCGUCUCCGCGAGCCUUGUAUGGUCUUAAACAAACUCCUCGUGCUUGGUUUGAGAGAUUUGUUUAUGUUAUCAAGGCUUGUGGUUUCUAUUCUAGUGAUCAUGAUCCUGCAUUGUUCAUUCAUGUUUCUUCACGAGGACGCACGUUGCUAUUACUAUAUGUUGAUAACAUGUUGAUUACAGGCGAUGAUCCAGACCAUGUUGCUCAUGUGAAGGCAUAUCUGAGUAAGGAAUUUCAAAUGUCUGACUUGGGGGCACUCAGUUAUUUCUUGGGCAUUGAGGUUUUGCAGAUUCAAAAUG